CCCUGCAGAGAGAGGGUGCAGUUUGUGUUAUUGCUCUACGGGGAGAGUGGUUUAUCAGAGGAGGAGGCAGAGGAAGGGAGAGAGUUGCUUGUUGUCGUGGUCUCUCCCCUGAGUGGCUAAGGGGUGGCUCUUGGUGACAGGAAACGCUAGGCUUGCAAUGAGACCUUAGCGCUGAGUGGAGUAUGCUGCAGACGAUUUACGAGGGCGAGUCAAGUUUCUCCACAACAGAAAGGCGCGUUGGACACCAGCAGCUCCCCAACCAGAGCAAGAUGCACAACGUGAACAACUCAGUGGACAUUAAGCCAGACGUGCCAUUGGCUGUGGAGUCUUUAUCACCGUUGGACCUGCGUACAGAUCUGAGGAUGCUAGGGUCAGGCUCUGACCCGGGACUGUGGGAGAGGCAGCUGCAGCAGGAGCUGCUCCUAAUUCAGAAGCAGCAGCAGAUCCAGAAGCAGCUACUAAUCAGCGAGUUCCAGAAGCAGCAUGAGAAGUUGACCCGUCAGCACCAGGCUCAGCUCCAAGAGCACCUCAAGCUCCAGCACGAACUCCAGGCCAUGAAACAGCAGCAGGAACUUGCAGAGAAGGAGCGUCGUUUUGAGCAGCAGCAGCAGCAGCAGCAGCAGCAGCAGAGCCAGCAGGAGAAGGAGCAGGAGAGGAAUCGGAGAGAGCAGCAUGUUUCCAGCCUGAUCCUCAGGGGCAAGGAGCGCUCCAGAGAGGGGGCUGUGGCAAGUACCGAGGUGAAGCAGAAACUCCAAGAGUUUCUGUUGAGCAAAUCAGCAAAGGACCCUUCCAUCAAUGGAGUCAAUCAUUCUUUCAUCCACCACCAAAAACUCUGGUACACGUCCUCUCACCACACAUCCCUGGACCAAAGCUCUCCACCUCUGGGCGGCACAUCCCCCACCUGCCAGUAUACUCUGCCAUCACCCAUAGAGAGCAAGGACGACUUCCCCUUGAGAAAGACAGCCUCCGAGCCCAACCUGAAGGUACGAUCCAGACUGAAGCAGAAGGUAGCAGAGAGGAGGAGCAGCCCGAUGCUCAAGAGAAGAGAUGGAAACAUCAUGACUCCAUACAAGAAGAGAGCUCUGGAGCUAAUGGACUCUACGCCCACUAACAGUGCCCCUGGCUCCGGCCCCAGCUCUCCCAUAGGGGCCUCCAGUGCCUUGGGGGCUGAAAAUGGACCCUCCUCUCUGCCUACUACCACAAAAACUGAGAGAUGGCCUUCACAACCGAGAUUAUUCCGACCUGAGGGCUCUGUGUCGAUGCUGAGCUUAUACACUUCUCCCUCUUUACCCAACAUCUCUUUGGGGCUUUCAACUGCAUCCUCACCCAUAAGUGCCGCCAUGGGGUUGGGGGACAGAUCGACAGAAAUUAAGCAUGGGCUGCCUGGGCACCUGCUGGGCCCUGUGCCCCUUCAGACAGGCCUCGAGUCUAAAGUGAGCCCGAGUCACCAGGCCCUCCUACAACACCUCCUGCAGAAGGAGCAGAUGAGGCAGCAGAAGAUGCUCUCCUCUGGCCAGGGCACCAUGUCCUCCCACCCUCAGUCUCCUCUGGCCAUGAAGGAUCGCCCCUCCAGCAGUCGGCCUAAACUACCAAAACACCGGCCCUUGAACAGGACCCAGUCAGCGCCGCUGCCUCAGAACACACUGGCCCAACUUGUCAUCCAGCAGCAACACCAGCACUUCCUGGAGAAACAGAAACAGUACCAGCAGCAGAUCCACAUAAACAAGCUGCUGUCCAAGUCCAUUGAGCAGUUACGUCAGCCCAGUGCACACCUGCAGGAAUCGGAGGAAGAGCAGGAGGAUCAGCACAGGGAGCUGACGGAGAGCAUGCAGGAGGACCGGCUGCCCCCUGGAGGAGUCAUCCGGAAGCACACACUGAGCAGCAGCAGUGGCUCCAGUGGCGAGCUCCCCGAAGCUCACUACGGGGUCAUCAGGGUCAAGGAGGAGCCGGUUGAUAGUGAAGACGAGGCCCUGACCAAUCAGGGCUUAGAGCCGGAGCAGAGCACCUAUCUCCACCAGGUCAAAGGACGACUGGUGAUAAGAGCCAUGAUCUGAGAAGGGAAGAGGAUGAGAUCACACACUUGCAACAUUCGCAAAUAAACAAGUCUCUACAAACAUGUGCAUCUACAUCCCUUCAGUUUACACACACACACACACACACACACACACACACACACACACACACACACACACACACACACACAC
Messenger RNA from Anoplopoma fimbria (sablefish), 2204 nucleotides. RefSeq names its product histone deacetylase 9b (gene hdac9b). Gene Ontology annotation, biological process: chromatin organization. Lineage: Eukaryota; Metazoa; Chordata; Actinopteri; Perciformes; Anoplopomatidae. Gene Ontology annotation, cellular component: histone deacetylase complex. The transcript has 11 exons. Gene Ontology annotation, molecular function: histone deacetylase activity. Bases 183 to 2054 code for a protein of 623 amino acids. The record is from RefSeq and is a predicted model, not a curated record.